Messenger RNA from Dictyostelium purpureum, 897 nucleotides. RefSeq lists its product as uncharacterized. The transcript has 3 exons. The record is from RefSeq and is a predicted model, not a curated record. Lineage: Eukaryota; Evosea; Eumycetozoa; Dictyosteliales; Dictyosteliaceae. The coding region runs from base 1 to 897 and encodes 298 amino acids.
AUGGAAGUUUCAACUGAACAUAUAUAUAACAACAAUAAUAACAAUAGCAAUAUAAAUAAUAUAAAUAGUAACGAAUGUGGUUCAAAAACCUCAAACUCGGCUUGGGAAAAAAUAGAUCAAUCAGAAAGUGCUAAUAAAUUUAUACAAUAUGUCGACGAAACAUCUAAACAUGAUCAAAUAAUCGCACAUACAAGAUACUCAACAAGACAAUUAGAACUAAAACCAGGUCAAAAAGUAAUGGACUGUGGAUGCGGUGCUGGUAAAGAUUUAGGAAGAUUAGAAUCAUAUGUUGAAUCACAUGGUCAAGUAAUAGGAAUGGAUAUCUCAAGAGAAAUGGUUGAAUGUGCUAGAAGUAGAAUGCAACAUCUACCAAAUGUACAAGUAUUUUUAGGUGAUGCCGCAUGUAUCCCAAUUGAAAGUAAUUACUUUGAUGCAAUUAGAUGCGAAAGACUUUUACAACAUGUUUAUAAUCCUGAUCAUAUAAUAAAUGAAAUGACUAGAGUUAUAAAGAGUGGUGGAAGGGUUGUAAUUACAGAUGUAGAUUGGUUAAGCAGCACUGUAUCAAUACCUAAAUCUAUAGAAGAAAUUAAUAAAAAAAUAGUGAAUGAAGUUAUUUUUAACCAGCAUCCAAGUAUAGGUCUUCAUCUUAGAGGUAAAAUGGCUAGAAAUCAAAAUUUAGAAAAUAUAGAAGUAUUUGCCCAAUGUUUAUAUACUGAUUCUUUGGCAGUUGCUGAUGAAUUUGUGUGGUUAGGAGAAAGAGGGAGAAUGGCAUGUGCUCAAAAACUAAUUACCGAAGAAGAAUAUAACUUGUGGAGAGAAACUAUAGAAAAACAAGAUGAAGAAGGAAGUUUCGUUUUUACUAUGAAUAUAUUUACUGUAAGCGCUUCAAAAAAAUAA